UUUUUUCAAUAUGCAUCUGUCAAAGAUCAAAGAUUCAACCAAAUAAUCAAAGGAGUAAGUGUUAAUACACAUGCCAAGAAAAUUAAUAAAUUUUCUUACUUUUCUCAGUUGUCUUUUUCACAAGAACAAAUUGUUGAGCUGGCUUUCGGUCUGGAAUCGAGUAAUCAGAAAUUCUUAUGGGUUGUAAGAGCACCAAAUAGUAGUUCAUCUAGUGCAGCAUACUUUUCAGUUUCAGCACAAAAUGAUGUUGACCCUUUGCAAUUUUUACCAUGUGGGUUCAUAGAGAGAACCAAGGAUCAAGGGAUGGUUAUUCCAUCAUGGGCACCACAGGUUCAAAUCCUUAGUCACAGAUCAGUUGGUGGUUUCUUGAGUCACUGUGGCUGGAAUUCAACCCUUGAGAGUGUGGUGCAUGGUGUGCCACUAAUCACAUGGCCUCUUUUUGCCGAGCAGAGAACGAAUUCGGUUUUGUUGAGUGAGGGACUAAAAGUGGGACUGAGGCCAAGAGUUCAUGAAAAUGGCAUUGUGGAAAGGGUAGAGGUUGCUAAGGUGAUCAAGUGUCUCAUGGAAGGAGAAGAACUAAAGUGGAGUAAUAUGAAAGAACUAAAAGAAGCUGCUUCUAAUGCACUCAAAGAAGAUGGUUCUUCGACAAAGACUAUUUCUCAAUUAACACUCAAGUGGAGAAGCUUGGUGCAGGAAAACAAGUUUUAAGGAAUGAUUUUGAUAAGAUUUUUGCUUUAUAACCAUUCUAGUUUUUCUGUUUCUUCAUUGGAAUAAGAUAAUCGUUAUAAUUUUCCGUAUUAAGCUCAUAUUAUGAAGCAUGCUUAUAAGACUUUCUAUUUGACAGUUGAGUUGAGUUCUUGUGAUCUUUGUUACAUGCAUACGUUAUUGGUUUUGUAU
Messenger RNA from Medicago truncatula (barrel medic), 897 nucleotides. RefSeq names its product hydroquinone glucosyltransferase. Lineage: Eukaryota; Viridiplantae; Streptophyta; Magnoliopsida; Fabales; Fabaceae. Gene Ontology annotation, molecular function: UDP-glycosyltransferase activity. The transcript has a single exon. The annotation marks the transcript as partial. The record is from RefSeq and is a predicted model, not a curated record.